Molecule: messenger RNA, 1253 nt
Organism: Chaetomium fimeti
Lineage: Eukaryota; Fungi; Ascomycota; Sordariomycetes; Sordariales; Chaetomiaceae
Exons: 6
Coding region: 1-984 (327 amino acids)
Source: RefSeq, a predicted model, not a curated record
AUGUCAACCCCCCCAACAAUCCUCCUCGAGGAUACCCCCACCCCCUCCGAAGCCCUCCUCGCCCUCUUACACGCCCACCUACCACACUCCAUCGCCGUCCUCCGCCACCUCCAAUCCGCCCGCAACUUCCCCGGCGGCAGCACGCCAACCACCCACAUCCUCUACGCCCACCAUUCGGAGACAGACGCGGAGGGGGAUACCAACGCCCCCUUCGCCGCGGCGUUCGUCGACCUCGCGCGCGCGCCAGAGACCCAGCUAUCCAUCUACUCCUCCCUCGAGCGCAGCACAAAUGAGCGCACCAGCACCACCAGCAGCAGCAGCAACGGUGCCGUCGAACCGGGCGACUACCACUGGGCCGGCCGGCCCUUGCAGGACGAAGCGGCACUAGACCUAGUCCUCGCGCUCUUCCGGCGCACGCGGGCGCUCGCCAUCCGAGCCAGCACGGAGCAGCAGCAGGACACGACGACGAUGAUGGUGACGACGACGACGCCGCUCGUGGGCUCGCUGCACGAGACGUGGGAGUUUAAUGGCAAGUGGCUGUUCAGGGUGGAGGACCUGCCGCGCGAGGAGGGCUGGUCGCUGCCGCAGGGGGUGCGGUGGGAUCGGGUGAGGCGGGAGGAUGCGGGGGUUGUGCAGGGGCGGACGAGGGUUACGAGGUUGCCGGAGACGCUGCUUAUGCUGCCGAGUACGGUGAUGAGGUUGGAGGAUGGGACACCAAUCGCGUGGGCGUUUAUGGGACUUGAUGGGACGCUUAUGACAUUACACGUCGAGGAACCAUAUCGCCAGCGCGGUCUAGCAAAGGCCUUGGCCUGCAAGUUAAUGCGGGAGCACAUCUCGGAUUAUAGUGACGACGGUUGGGGGGCCGCCGACGUGUAUGUUGGAAACAGCCAAAGCCAAGCGUUGUGCCGGAGUAUUGGCGGCAAGAAGAGUUGGAUCUUAUCUUGGGCAAAGGUUGAUCUUUCCACUGUGGGAGACCCGAUGUGAAGAGUAGAAAAGGGGUUUUUAUAACAUAUCGAAGUCCAGUCCUCCACAUGCUUUUAGCCGGUUUUACAUGGUACCAUGGCAUUAUAUACACUGAAUACUAGGCCCGCGCUGCUAUUGGGAGUCUGUCUUGGUCAGGCGAUGGAUCUCCUGGAAGAAGAAUUUCAGGUCGUCGGGGUUGACAAAGGGUGUGAUUCCUAGGAUGAUGUUAGCGGCAUGCUGUGUGGUUUUGGUAAGAUAAAUAAACACACCAUGCCCGAGAUUUACGAUCC